Pogonomyrmex barbatus (red harvester ant) is the source of this 650-nucleotide messenger RNA. RefSeq lists its product as uncharacterized. Lineage: Eukaryota; Metazoa; Arthropoda; Insecta; Hymenoptera; Formicidae. The record is from RefSeq and is a predicted model, not a curated record.
UAUAAGGGGUCCUAGACGCCGUGUCCGAGCAUCACUCGCUCUUCAGCACGCUCCGCCGAAGUACGAAGCAGCAAAUCCAGCCAACCAUGUGCAAGCUCGUCAUUCUCUUCGCUCUGCUGGCCUGCGUCACGGCGACACCCGCGCCCGGCUACCUGGCGGCGCCGGUCGUCGCGGCGGCGCCAGCGGUCGCGGUUGCCCACACCGUCCCGGUCGCCACCAGCUACGCCAACACCUACAAGGUGUCCGUGAAGAGCCCGCUCGUGGCCACCGCCCCGAUCGCCUACACCGCACCGAUCCUGAAGACCGCCCCGGUCGUCGCCGCCGCCCCGGUCGUCGCUCCCGCUCACGCCGUCGUCGCCCAUGCCGCACCGGUCGCCUAUGCCGCUCACGCUCCCGUCGUCGCUCUUCACUAAGGGAAAAUCGUUCACUAGCCACCAUCCACUCUUCAUCUCUCGAAACGACCAACAACACAAGGAAGAUGUCCUUCGUCCUACACCCCGGAUGCGUGACGAUUUAUCGGAACGACCGGACCAUCGACCAACCUGGAUGCCGAAAACUUCGACUAAACUUGUACCAGCCGACCUACACGGUCGAACGAUCGAUCGCUUCGAUUAAUCAAUAAAGUUGCCAUUUCUGCCUUUAUAUAUAAA